Molecule: messenger RNA, 675 nt
Organism: Aureobasidium melanogenum CBS 110374
Lineage: Eukaryota; Fungi; Ascomycota; Dothideomycetes; Dothideales; Saccotheciaceae
Exons: 1
Source: RefSeq, a predicted model, not a curated record
UCAGUGCUGGUCCUCUGCCAGAACACCAAGGCAGCAGCUACCUGCAGUAACUUCACCAUCGUAGGCGCCAACAACUACACAAAGCCGUCUCCUAUGACUUUCGCUGUCAGCCAAGGUGUCGUCUGCAACGGGACUUCUGACUGCCCAGUAUUAGUCGGCGGAGAUGUGACGAGCCAACGCUACACCAAUCUAACGGAGUCUACUCCUGACUGGGUUUACCAACUGAUCAGCAAUGUAACUGGAUACUCUUUCGACGCGACAUUGAUCGGUGCAGUAGAGAACACAACAUACACCAUGAAACAGGGCUCAUCUGGAUACGUCGGCUUCACUCCCACAUGGAGAUGUACGCAAGGCAUCCUCUCAGACUGCAAUAUCAAGAAUCUCAAUGGCACAGCUGUGGAAGCGUGUACACCAUUCGGCUGGGAACAAGGCAUGAUCAACGGUACCCUUGCUGUAGUUGCAACAUCACCACAAACCGCGUCGGCGCUGGUAUGCAACCCUGCGAAUACAAGUCUGGCAUCAGAUGGCAACUCGACAAAUUUCUGUAACGACCCGACCAACUCAUCUUCUGGGACCCCGACGCCGACAGAUCUGCAUGCUGGUGCAGGUCUUUCAAGCAGCGUAAGCACGAUUCUGUUCUCGGUCGCACUGCUUGCCGCGAUAAUCGGGUUUUAG